AUGCCGGAGAAGGUGGGCAGCCAUUGGCCCGCCUCAGUAUCACAAGGCGCGCCUGAGGCCGCGCCUUCCAUGCGACGCCGACAGCUCUGCGGUCGAAAUUUGAUGAUUUUGCUUGUGGUAGCCGCAGCGUUUUGUGUUGCUUUAUUCCGGGCAUCUGGCCUCGCGACAACGGCUGUACUAUCAACCUCCGCAGCCUAUGCCUCGCUGUAUGGCGGAUCUGACAAUGUGGUUAGGCCCGGUAACAAAUGGGCAGCGGAAAGUUUGCCAAAAGGCGACUGGCCCAAGGACCAGUAUCUCCUUGGGGUUGGCAAAGCAGAUAUUACUGGACCAGUGGUGGAAAUCAACUUGAUGGGUUAUGCCGAUUUUGCUCAAAUUGGGAGAGGUCUGCGGCAACGACUGUAUUCGCGAGCUUUCAUCGUCGGAGACAUGAAUAAUCCGGAAGACAGGUUUGUCUACCUCGUUCUGGAUAUCCAGUCUGGAGAUACUGCUGUUCGAUAUGGCAUCCUCCGCGGAUUACAAGCACUGGGACCGCGGUAUUCCAUGUACGGCCAGGACAAUGUGGCUGUAACGGCAACCCAUUCUCAUUCUGGCCCAGGGGCAUGGCUGAAUUACCUCCUCCCUCAGAUCCCGAGUAUGGGAUUCGACCAACAGAGCUAUCGGGCUAUUGUCGAAGGGUGUAUCCUGUCCAUUCGACGUGCACACGAGAGCCUCGCGCCGGGACAUCUUAGCGUGGGCCAAACCAAGAUUAUGAAUGCGAAUAUUAAUCGCAGUUUAUUUGCCUACCUCGCCAAUCCUGAAGAGGAAAGGGCGAAAUACAACAUCAGCUCAGAAGAUGACGGCUCGGUUGAAAAGGACAUGACCUUACUCAAGUUCCAGCGAGCGUCAGAUAAGAAGAGCAUUGGCGUGCUCACCUGGUUUCCGACACAUGGAACGUCUAUGCAGGCCAAUAACACGCUUAUCACCGGCGAUAAUAAGGGACUUGCGGCAGACAUGUUUGAAAAACAAGUAAUGGGCCACGGCCGAGAAGCUGACGGGUUCGUGGCCGGCUUCUCCCAAGCAAACAUGGGGGACGCAAGUCCGAACAUUCUGGGCGCUUGGUGUGAAGAUGGAUCUGGUCAGCAGUGUGAUUUCAAGACAAGUGCUUGCAGCGACGGAAAGAGCAACCGGUGUCGUGCAAGGGGUCCCAAGUUUGGCAGGAACGACUAUGGAGCCGCCUCUUGCUUCGAGAUUGCUCGGUUGCAACAUGAAGGCGCAAUGAACAUUUACAACACCUUGAGUGACCAGAAACCAAAUAUCCGAGGAACAGGCGUCAAGGCUAUCCACAGAUUCCACGACAUGUCAUUUUACAAGUUCAAACUACCCAACGGAACGGAGGCACAGACUUGCCCUGCAGCCCUUGGCUAUGGUUUCGGAGCAGGAACAUGGGACGAGCCUGGUGCUUAUGAUAUUUUGCAACAUGCUAGCAAUGCUUCGAAUGCGCGUUUCAUAUGGAGAUUCAUUACUUGGCUCCUCAAAUCACCAACCAAGGAGCAGGUCGCUUGUCAACAUCCGAAAUCCAUUAUCCUGGACGUAGGUGAGGUUAGUCGACCGUACGCCUGGACGCCAAAUGUGGUUGACAUCCAAACGUUCAGAGUGGGACAGCUUUUCAUAAUUGUAAGUCCUGGCGAAGCAACGACGAUGGCUGGGCGGAGAUGGAAGGAGGCUGUGGCAAAGGAGAGCACUCAGGCUUUAUCCAACGAGCUGGAUGGACAGGAUCCGGUUGUUGUACUUGGCGCACCUAGCAACAGUUACACUCAUUACAUUUCAACGCAGGAGGAAUAUGGUAUUCAACGGUAUGAAGGUGCCUCUACGCUAUAUGGGCCGCAUACACUCGCUGCGUACAUAGAACGCACAAGAGCGUCCAUGAAGUACCUCAAAGCCAAUAGCCCCACGCGAGAGCAUCGGGUAAAGAAUAAGUACCCUCCAGACAAUAGCGGGCGAUCUAUCAGCUUCAUAAUCGGCGUGCUAUUUGACAGGACCCCGAUGUCCAAGAAGUUUGGAGACAUAGUGUCCGAUGUAUCCAAUGCCAAGUAUACAAGGGGCGAGAAGGUGUCGGCGUCUUUCGUGGGAGCCAAUCCUCGAAAUAACCUACGCCUUGAACAAACGUACGCGGCUGUCGAGUAUCGGCCGUCGGCGAGUUCAGCUUGGCGGCAAGUUCGAGAUGAUUCAGACUGGGCACUGAGUUUCCACUGGCGGAGAACCAGUAAACUGCUCGGUCUAAGCGAAGUUGAUAUUGAUUGGGAAAUCGAACAGGAUGCCCCCGCAGGAGAAUAUAGACUACGGUACUAUGGAGAUUCGAAGUCGAUUCGGGGAAAGCUGUCGACAAUUGAGGGAGUGAGCUCUGCAUUUAGCGUCGUGUGA
Pochonia chlamydosporia 170 is the source of this 2400-nucleotide messenger RNA. RefSeq names its product neutral/alkaline nonlysosomal ceramidase. The coding region runs from base 1 to 2400 and encodes 799 amino acids. Gene Ontology annotation, molecular function: N-acylsphingosine amidohydrolase activity. The transcript has 2 exons. The record is from RefSeq and is a predicted model, not a curated record. Lineage: Eukaryota; Fungi; Ascomycota; Sordariomycetes; Hypocreales; Clavicipitaceae. Gene Ontology annotation, biological process: long-chain fatty acid biosynthetic process; ceramide catabolic process; sphingosine biosynthetic process. Gene Ontology annotation, cellular component: extracellular region.